GUUGAUGAAGAGUACCAAACCUGAUGCAGAAUCCUGCAUUCGAACUGCGCAAUGGCUACACGAUCAGCUGCCGAUUCGUUUUGCCAGGCGUAUUGAGGACAUCCUGCAGCUACCUCAUGUGGUGGUCAUCAAUCCCCAGAUCAACAGCAUCCUCUCGACUUACCUGGAGACGUUCGAAGCCAUUCACUCUUUUCCUCCGAUUCGGACGCAGGACAACGAGAUGGCAUUUCUGCAAGUCAUUCGCGAGCAACUAGCAAAGCACAAUCCCGGAACCCGCUUGAUUGCGGAGGGCUACCGUGAAGUGCGUCGCUUGUAUCCCUCGAUCCACCUGGACGCAUUCUUGCACGAUCACUUUACGACCCGGAUCGCUACGAGAAUUUUGAUGGAUAACUACAUGGAGAUGCGUGUCCCACGAGAAGAGCACAUUGGAGUGGUUCGGCAAAACAUGCGGCCGCUCAAGAUCGUGCAGGAAAUCGCAGGCGAACUCACUUUGCUCACCACAUCCCUCUACGGCUGCGCCCCGGAGGUCGAAUAUCGCGGCAAUCCGGAUUGCAUUCUUGACUACAUUCCCAGACAUGUGAAGUACAUGGUGAGGGAGCUGCUGAAGAAUGCUUUCAGAUCCACUGUCGAACGGCAUUUGGCGAGGAGUACCAUGUCCGACAAGUUGCCGCACGUUGCCGUGGAAUUGCAGCAGGGGGACAUUCACGUGAUCUUUAAGAUCUCGGACCAGGGGGGUGGCAUGCCCAAGAGUCUGCAGCGCGAGGCUUGGAAAUAUGGCUGGACAACCGUGGACGUGAACAAAAAGAGCCCUGAAGCCUUCCAAUACGCGGAGGAGUCAUGCAGCUGGGAUCGUGGGAUGGAUUCCAAAGCGCCAGAGCGCAGCGAGCUCGCGGGAUACGGCUUCGGACUUCCACUGACACGCCUGCAUGCGCAGUACUUCGGAGGAGAUGUUUUCAUGCAGGCGCUGCCCGGUCAUGGGACGGAUCUAAUCCUGAUCUUGACCCACCUCAAGGAGGGGACGCCCUCCACGGAGUUCGACGAUCUCUCAACACUCCUCUACAAGAAAGCGCUUGAAAUCAUGAAAUCUGUGGAUCAGCAAGGCGCGCGGCUCCUUCUGCAGCUCCAGGCGGACCUGCUCAAGAUCCGCAAGGAAGCGCAGAAUUCAGCCGUGCUCCGCGCAGAGCAGGAGCUGCAGAAAACCGCCAGAAGCAAGGGUGUCAAGCUGAGGCCGUCAAAGUUGAAAUUUCCUGGAGGCCUUCAAGAUUUCCAUUAUGUCCAUGGCAGCAGCCCUGUGGCCCAGCCUUCGGCUGCCAAUGCCACGAAUCGCAAGAAAGGUGCGGGCGACUGCGCCGGACUAGAGCGGAACCUCCUUAUCGUUCUGCAUGGCUUCGGCGGCCGGAAGGAGCCCUUUGUGGACUUCGCCCAGAAGAUGCGGCUGCCGCUGACCGCUUCCCUUGUCUUCAACGCUCCUGAGGCUCUGCCCGAGGAGCUCCUGGACGACCCGCCAGGCUUCAGUUGGUUUUCCAUGUGGGACGAGAACACCGGGGACUUCAUCCAGCCGUCUCGGAAGGAGCGCCGAAGGCUAAAGUCGAUGGAGGAAAGCAUGGACCUACUCUGGAAAGCCAUUAGCAUCCUUACCGUCGAUUUCGGUUGGCGCCUGAAUGAGAUCUUCCUCUUCGGCUACGGCCAGGGAGGCUCGGUGGCUCUGGACAUGCUACUCAGGCCCCCGCCGCCAUCAGCGGGCGGAUCUUCGCUCGGCGGUGCUGUGGCGGUCGCAGGGGAGCUGCUGCCCGAACGUCGGCACGACACGCCGCGGUCGGAAGGACAGGAGGCUGCUGUGCUCCUCAUCAAUGGCGGACAAGACAGGCUCACCAGCCCAGCAGCAGCCGAAGCAUCAGCACAGCAUCUUCGAAAGGUGCUGCGUGGUCCUGUACGGCUGGAAGUCUUCCCCGACCGCGGUGCAGAAAUGCUGCAUGGGGAGGCGGAGUCUCGAUGCUUCAUGGAGUUUCUCUCGGAGCAUUUGCACGGGGUUGGCCGCAAGGGCAGCGAGGAGGCCAUGCGCAAGUUGGGGGCCGAGCCUGUCGCCUUCACGGAGGACGGGCUUUGUGUGGUGCAGCAAGUCAGCGAUGGCUUCCUCGACGAGAUGGAUUGUCUGCUACGCGAAGUCGUGUGCAUCAUUCGAGCUAGGUGUGGCAUCAAGCGUCACCGACAACGAUUAGUUUUCGCUGGUCGGCUGCUUCAGGAUGGCAGAACUCUGGAAGCCUACGGCGUAGACCGGAACAGCACGAUCCAUCUGCUUCACGGACAGCAGGGUGGCGGCGAUGGCCCAUCGGGUGUCGACAUCAGCCAGAUGCCUCCGCAGCUGGGAGCCCUCCAGCGGCACGUUCUGCAGAACCCCGACAUCCUGCAGCAAAUGCUCGAGUCGCCGGCUAUGCAGAGCUUGCUGAACGAUCAUGACUUCAUGCGCAGCCUGCUCAAGAUGGAUCCCAGGCUGUCCAAGCUCCUGGAGACCUGCCCGGAGCUGAACCUCAUGCUCCACGACCCAGAGGUCAUGAAGCAGGCGACGGAAGCACUGCGAAAUCCAGUGCACGUCCGCGAUGUCAUUCGCAGCACUGAUCGCUCGAUGUCCCAGCUCGAGGGGCUUGGAACCGGAUCCUUCGACGUGCUGAGGCAGAUGUGCGAAGACAUCCGGAGGCCCAUGCAGGACGAAGAGUAUGUUCGACUCUUAGCGGCCGCGGAAGCCCAGAAGAAGGAGGCGGAGAAG
Symbiodinium sp. CCMP2456 is the source of this 2764-nucleotide messenger RNA. The record is from the annotation of a GenBank genome assembly. NCBI's taxonomy places the organism in Eukaryota, Dinophyceae, Suessiales, Symbiodiniaceae.